CCCAUCGGGCAAUUCCGCGACAGCCCUUCCAGCGAGACGUCCGCUCUGCAACUGGGCAAAAGGCUGUACAGCUACGCGACACGCCAUCGUUGACCAUUUCCAGAGGCCAUGCAAGCCCGACCUUGGCAAAACACUGUAGUCUGACAUCGACGCAAACCCUGGUUAACUCGUGGCUGGGCACCCGAUCGCGUAAUUGGAGCCAACGCGAUGUACUCUACCCCAGCGAAGCUGUGAUUCAGUACAUCGUCCUACAGACAAGUAGCUCAAGCUUUGAUACUUGCCUGCAUAGCCCAAGCGCGCAAGCCUGCGCGCAAGCAAGCAAUCAAGUGUACUCCCCUGACCGCUACUUUGCAGCGAUCAUGAAGGCAUUCUCUGGCCAUCCACUGGAGCCGCUUAGCGCGGAUGAAAUCAGACAGGCGGCAGCGGCGUGCAGGGCGUAUGCGGACCAGAAUGGCAUUGGCAGCUUGCGCUUCAACGUGAUUUCACUCCAGGAGCCGCCCAAGAAGCAGCUGGUCGGAUACCUCAAGGCCGCGGCGGCAGCCGCGGGGGAGGGGGCGGCGGCGGCGGCACCGCCUGUGCCGCUGCCGCGCCGCGCCUUCGUCAUACUGCAGCUGCCCGGGCUGUGCGGGGUGGUGGAAGCGGAGGUGGACUUGCAGGCCGGCGUGUCGGAGCCGAGUGCCGAGGCAGUGCUGUCAUGGACCACGGUGGCGGGCGUGUGCGCUCUGGCCUCGCCCGAUGACUGCCUGGAGGCGGAGGCGCUGUGCAAGGCCGACCCGCAGGUGCAGCAGCUGCUCAAGGACAGGUACGGCAUCACGGACAUGGACAGCCUGUGCUGCGACCCCUGGUCCAUCCACGCCUCCCCCGUGGACGAGCGGGCAAUCCAGUGCUUCCUGUAUGUCAAAACAUGCCCCGAGGACAAUGCGUACGCCCACCCGCUGGACAUGACACCCGUGGUGGGGCUGGACAGCGGCCGUGUGCUGCGCAUUGACCUGCCGUACAAGUGCGGGCCAGGUGGCGGUCCCAUUGAGUGGAACAAGGAGAACAGCAACUACCACACAGCGUUGCAGUCGUGUGUCCGCACCGACAUGAAGCCGCUUAACAUCACGCAGCCGCAGGGCCCCAGCUUCAGCGUACAGGGCAACCACAUCUCCUGGCACAACUGGAGCUUCAUCCUGGGCUUCAACUACAGGGAGGGCAUUGUGCUACACGACGUGCGGUACAAGUAUGGUGGCGUGACUCGGCCAGUGAUGCACCGGGUGUCCCUGGUGGAAAUGGCGGUGCCGUACGCAGACCCCAGGGAGCCGUACGUGCGCAAAUGCGCCUUUGAUGUGGGCGAUUAUGGACUGGGCUACUGCACCUUUCCGCUUACGCUGGGCUGCGACUGCCUGGGCCACAUCCACUACUUUGAUGCCACCCUGGCCAACAGCAAGGGCGAGCCGGUGACGAUCUCCAAGGCCAUCUGCAUGCACGAGGAGGACACGGGGCUGCUGUACAAGCACGUGGACUACCGCACGGGUCAUGCGGAGAGCCGGCGCGGGCGGCGGCUGGUGAUCAGCCACGUGUCCACAGUGGUCAACUACGAGUACGCCUUCUACUGGUACCUGUACAUGGACGGGGCCCUUGGACUGGACAUCAAGCUCACGGGCGAGCUGUCCACAAACAUGCUGUCUCCAGGCGAGAACCCUGCCGCGCCGGAUUACGGGACCCUGGUGGGCCCGGGCGUGAACGCACAGCACCACCAGCACAUGUUCUGCGCCCGCCUGGACCCGGCGGUGGGCGACGAGGACGGCGGACGCGGCGUGGUUGUGAAGGAGCUGGACGUUGAGACGCUGCCCUGGAACGGCCUCAGCAACCCCUACGGCAACGGCUUCCGCACGGUGGAGACGGCGCUGACCAGCGUGCACGGCGCACAGCGGUGCAUUGCGCCCGAGCGCGGCCGCGUCUGGAAGUUCGUCAACCCAGAGCUGCUGAACCCAGUCAGCAAGCAGCCGGUGGCGUACAAGCUGGUGCCCGCGGCGCACCCACCCCUGGCCGCGCUGCCCGGCAGCCUGAUCGGCCGCAAGGGCCACUUCGCCACCAAGCAGCUGUGGGUCACGCCGCACCACGACAAGCAGAACUGGCCGGCGGGAGACUAUGUGUUCGGCGCCAAGGACUGCACUGGCCUCGCUGUGUGGACCAAGGAGGACGCGCCUCUGCUGGGCUCUGACCCGGUGGUGUGGUACUCGUUCGGCGUGACGCACGUGGUGCGGCCCGAGGACUUCCCCAUUAUGCCCGUGGAGGUGUGCGGCUUCACCCUCAAGCCCGCCGGCUUCUUCCCGCGCAACCCCUGCCUGGACCUGCCGUACGACAAGAACGCGGCGUCGGUUGACAAUCACACCAACGGUCACGCCAACGGCAACGGCAACGGCAACGGUCACGCCAACGGCAACGGCAGCGGCUCCUGCUGCAGUGGCGGCGCAUAGGCCGGCAGGUGCCCCUGAGGGCGUUGUCCAGAAGCAAGCAUACUGCAAAGCAGGUGGUGCCUUGUGGUGGGCAGGAGAACUAAGGAGUGCUGGGGUGCAGGAGGGCUAGGGGGCGCUGUAAUCGGCAGAGGCUUAGGGGCCGACCAGCAGCAGCAGUAUGAGGACCUGUGAUGCACGCAGUGAGCUGGGAAGCAAGGGAGAGGGGGCUGUGCAUGGCUAUCGCUGCUGGAGCUGGCCAGCUGGCACCACGCCCCCCGUAAAUAGCAUUGCGCUGCUGGCGGAGGGAUCAAUCGUGAUUGUUGUUCAGUAUUUUUUUCGCGCGUGCGCCUUGAUGCGACGGUGAUUCCGUGUACAGUACGAGUAAAGUAAAUGAGAGGAAGCGAUUGACCAGGGUACGGGGCAGGCGGAGCGUGUGGUACCACAGGCGUGAGGCCGUGAGCGCGGGCUGUCCAUGAUGCUUACUUGGCUCCUUGUCGUCUUGUUGCCACGGCGCAAGGUGGGCAUUGCUUGGCCAGCCGAAUUUGGCUGGGUUAUGCACGUGUGCGUGUCUUAAUAAGGACAAGCCCACCCAACAACGACGCCAGAGUGUGUGUGUUAAAGAGCACAAGGAAAACAUAGUGCAAAGAGUGUGUGUGUGUGUGUGUGUGUGUGUGUGUGUGUGUGUGUGUGUGUGUGUGUGUGUGUGUGUGUGUGUGUGUGUGUGUGUGUGUGUGUGUGUGUGUGUGUGUGUGUGUGUGUGUGUGUGUGUGUGUGUGUGUGUGUGUGUGUGUGUGUGUGUGUGUGUGUGUGUGUGUGUGUCCAUGAGAGUGCAAGUGGUGUACUUGCGCCACGACAGUCGCCUCUGCUGGUGACGAAGAUAUGAACCAAAGAUAUGCGUAGUGGAGAAGGCAGCAGCGUGGGCUUGGUUCCUGCGCAGAGCAGGGCAAGAGCGGAUCCUGCUUGGGCAUUGUGGCGGUGCCUGAUGGUGCGGUCGUGUCAUGCAGUGGCACUAUGGAGUGUGGGAAUGGUAGAAGGAAUGAAUGCGUGCACUCACAGUCUUGUUAGUCUGCUGAAGGAAUUGACAAGCUGGGGCGCCCAGCUGGUGGUGCGUGCCCAAGUAAGGCCGUCGGUCGGCGGCCGUCCUAACAUACAGCUGUAUGCCUAAUGGGACUCGGGGAAUCCUGCAUGACCCCCCCCC
This is a messenger RNA of Chlamydomonas reinhardtii, 3639 nucleotides long. RefSeq lists its product as uncharacterized. The transcript has 24 exons. The record is from RefSeq and is a predicted model, not a curated record. Gene Ontology annotation, molecular function: quinone binding; copper ion binding; primary methylamine oxidase activity. NCBI's taxonomy places the organism in Eukaryota, Viridiplantae, Chlorophyta, Chlorophyceae, Chlamydomonadales, Chlamydomonadaceae. Gene Ontology annotation, biological process: amine metabolic process. Bases 360 to 2462 code for a protein of 700 amino acids.